Messenger RNA from Leptidea sinapis, 647 nucleotides. RefSeq lists its product as uncharacterized. The record is from RefSeq and is a predicted model, not a curated record. The transcript has 2 exons. NCBI's taxonomy places the organism in Eukaryota, Metazoa, Arthropoda, Insecta, Lepidoptera, Pieridae. The coding region runs from base 1 to 627 and encodes 208 amino acids.
AUGUUGCUGUCUAACUUACGUAUACUGCGGAAUUGCUCGUCUCCAGCUACACCAGAAAGUGUUAUUUCCAAUGAAGAUGUGGAUAGCAAUCACUCAGAUCCUACGACUUCUUCUCAGUUGCCAUCAACACCGCGACGCCGUAAGAAUCCAAUAGAACUGCAAGAAGCUGGGAAGACGAUGAAAGAUGCAAUGACUUCACUGAAUAAAGUUUUGAAUAAACCACAAGCGGUGGAAGAUGAUUUUGAUCGUUACGGCAAGAUUCUGGCUAAUAAGUUGCGUAAACUAUCUGAAUCAGACAGUAUAAAAAUGAUGUACGAAAUAGACGGAUUAUUCAUCAAGCGAAUGAAUAACACACCUCCACACUUCACACGUCCUUCACCAAUGUAUACUGUAUAUUCAGAGCCAAUCCAACGCCAACAAAUACAACAUCCAGCCGCAUCACCCACAUACUACGUACGGCCUGAAUCGUCAUCUACUUCCUAUUCGGAUCCAGGGGUUCAAACUUCUUCCGUGGCUUUUUCUGAUACUAAUACAAUACAAAUUAUAUCUGAUGAGAUCUUGAGGUCACCAUACCCAGAGUACAAUACAGCCAAUGAUGUGUUAGGUCAGGCUUUUCGUAAAGCUUAAUUUUAUAUUACUAAGUAGGU